AUGCAUGUUGAAAGUGUAGCUUCUGGGCAAACUGUAUGUGUGACGGGUGCUGGAGGUUUCAUUGCCUCUUGGAUAGUAAAACAUCUCCUAGAAAGAGGCUACACCGUCAAAGGAACUGUCAGAAACCCAGAUGAUCCAAAGAAUGCUCAUUUGAAAGAGCUGGGAGGAGCUAAAGAGAGAUUAACCUUAUGUAGAGCUGAUCUUCUUGAUUUCCAGAGCCUCAAAGAAGCCAUUAAUGGAUGUGAUGGCGUUUUUCAUACUGCAUCUCCAAUGACUAAUGAUCCAGAACAAAUGGUGGAGCCGGCCGUGAAGGGAGCAAAGAAUGUGAUAAUUGCUGCUGCGGAAGACAAGGUUCGGCGGGUGGUACUCACUUCGUCAAUCGGUGCAGUGUACAUGGAUCCUAAGAGAAGCCGUGAUGUUGUGGUGGACGAAUCUUGCUGGAGUGACCUUGAGUUUUGCAAGAACACCAAGAAUUGGUACUGCUAUGGGAAAGUUGUGGCAGAGAAAGCGGCAUGGGAAAUGGCAAAAGAGAAAGGGGUUGAUUUGGUGGUUGUGAAUCCAUCACUGGUAUUUGGACAUCUGCUGCAGCCAACAAUCAAUAUAAGCACUCUUCACAUCCUCAAGUACUUGACAGGCUCUGCUAAGACCUAUGCCAAUUCCGUUCAUGCGUAUGUUCAUGCAAACGACGUCGCAUUAGCCCACAUUUUGAUUUAUGAGACCCCCUCUGCAUCUGGCCGUUAUCUGUGUGCCCCGCAUGUGCUUCACCGUGGAGAGGUUGUUCAAAUCCUUUACAGAUUGUUCCCUCAGUAUCCUAUCCCCACCAAGUAA
Molecule: messenger RNA, 828 nt
Organism: Ziziphus jujuba (common jujube)
Lineage: Eukaryota; Viridiplantae; Streptophyta; Magnoliopsida; Rosales; Rhamnaceae
Product: cinnamoyl-CoA reductase 1
Exons: 4
Coding region: 1-828 (275 amino acids)
Molecular function (GO): oxidoreductase activity, acting on the CH-OH group of donors, NAD or NADP as acceptor
Source: RefSeq, a predicted model, not a curated record